AUGGGUUUCAACAAAAGCCUUCUCCUCGCCAUAGUGUCCCUCUCUUCCCUUUUCCUAUCAACCCAUGCCAACAUAGGCGCUCUUUCACCCUCUCAAUCUCAAAUCCCCACCAUAGACACCAACAUCUUGAACUUAGCAUCCAACCUAAUCAGACGCACCUUCAAAGCCAGCCCCGAGAUCCUAGAAUUCUGUAAAGGCACAGAGAACCCUACCCUCUGCUCCGAAACCAUUGCCCCACACAUCCAAGGCCCCUUCGACCCCAUCAAGGCCCUUGAAGUCGAAAUGAAGGCCACACUCAACCAAUCCCUGAAGGUCACUGAAUUCAUCUCCGACGCACUCGCAAACCCUAACACCGACAAAAGGGCACGUGGCGCUCUCAGCAUAUGCAAAUCUCAGUACAAGAGCAUUAAGGGAACUAUCAAAGAAGCCCUGGAAUUGUUGGAGCAACAGAACGUGGUUGACGCUUAUUACAAGUUCAGCUCCGUUUUAUCUGACCAAUCAACUUGCGAAGACGCGUUUGCAGAAUCUCCCGGAGUUACCAUUCCCUUCGCUGAGGACUCUAUCGGCGUCUUAGAUCUUGGUGGCAAUUGCUUGGCCAUCAUGGAUGGGAUGGUUACUAGUCGAGUCCAUUCUUUAUUGGUUUGA
Messenger RNA from Sphenostylis stenocarpa, 645 nucleotides. The record is from the annotation of a GenBank genome assembly. NCBI's taxonomy places the organism in Eukaryota, Viridiplantae, Streptophyta, Magnoliopsida, Fabales, Fabaceae.